CUCCUCCCCUCCGCCCUCCCAUCCCCCGUCACCACCACCAUCGGCGUCACCUACUCCCCCGCCAACUCCACCGCCGCCCCGGACCGCGUCGCCGCCGCCGUCUCCGCCCUCAGGAUCCCCUCCGUCCGCCUCCUCGACCCCACCCCGCGGCUCCUCCGGGCCUUCCUCUACUCCAACACCUCCCUCCUCCUCUCCGUCCCCAACGCCCUCGUCCCCUCCCUCGCCGCCAACCGCUCCGUCGCCCUCUCCUGGCUCUACCGCCACGUCGUCCCCUUCUACCCCCGCGCCCGGGUCUCGGCGAUCUCCGUCGGCAGCAACAUCCUCGAGUCGCACCCCAACUACGCCGGCCUCCUCGUCCCCGCCCUCCGCAAUCUCCAGUCCGCGCUCCGAGACCUCGGCAUCCGCGACGUCGCCGUCUCCACCACCUUCUCCUUCGUCAAUGUGAUGACGACCACGUUCCCGCCGUCCGCGGCCCAGUUCCAGGAGCCCUUCGCGGAGGCCCUGAUGAAGCCCCUGCUUGACUUCCUGAAGGACACCAACUCUUCUUUCAUGGUGAACAUCUACCCUUACAAUCUCUACCGGCUUCGCUGUGAGAUUCCGCUGGGGUUCGCUCUUUUCCAGGAGCAGCCCUUCAUGUACCGGGACGACUUGACGACCGGGGUCCGGUACCGAAAUCUCUUCGACAUGAUGGUCGACGCGGUGGUCACGGCCAUGGCGGUCGCGGGGCACGAGAACAUCCCGGUGAUUGUGGCCGAGACAGGGUGGCCAAACUCGAGCCCCGAUGCAGCAGAGAUCGACGCCAACGAGCACUACUCCGAAAUGUACGUGAAGGGCCUGCUGGGGCACUUGAGGUCGGGGCAAGGGACGCCAUUGAGGAAGGAAGGCGUUGCGGAGGCUUACGUUUACGAGCUGGUCGAUGAGGAAGCAAAAGAGACGACGAGCAGCCAAGCUCGCGCGAGGAACUGGGGGAUCUUGUACGCGAAUUUGAGCGAGAAGUAUGAGGUCCAGUUCUCUUGUGCCGCCCGCUAUUGUGAGUCGUUGGAGGAGCUGUUGAUUGGGUUCGUGUUGAUGCUGCUGAUUCUGGUCUGGUUGAUAUGGUAUAUACCGAAUUCCCCAUGGUGAUUCCGUUUCGAUUGGGGUUUGAUUUCGUUCUUGCUCUUUCUCUUCGAUGGAGCGCGUCCCUCUCGAAGAAGAUGAUUUCUUCACGUCCGCGUUCUGGGUUUGAAUCUUUGAUCGUCUAAAGCA
Messenger RNA from Eucalyptus grandis, 1245 nucleotides. Its product is annotated as glucan endo-1,3-beta-glucosidase 12. Gene Ontology annotation, biological process: carbohydrate metabolic process. Gene Ontology annotation, molecular function: hydrolase activity, hydrolyzing O-glycosyl compounds. The record is from RefSeq and is a predicted model, not a curated record. The annotation marks the transcript as partial. The transcript has a single exon. NCBI's taxonomy places the organism in Eukaryota, Viridiplantae, Streptophyta, Magnoliopsida, Myrtales, Myrtaceae. Gene Ontology annotation, cellular component: plasma membrane.